Cololabis saira (Pacific saury) is the source of this 1161-nucleotide messenger RNA. RefSeq names its product potassium channel, subfamily K, member 9 (gene kcnk9). The coding region runs from base 1 to 1161 and encodes 386 amino acids. Gene Ontology annotation, biological process: potassium ion transmembrane transport; stabilization of membrane potential. NCBI's taxonomy places the organism in Eukaryota, Metazoa, Chordata, Actinopteri, Beloniformes, Belonidae. Gene Ontology annotation, cellular component: membrane. The record is from RefSeq and is a predicted model, not a curated record. Gene Ontology annotation, molecular function: potassium ion leak channel activity. The transcript is spliced from 3 exons.
AUGAAGAGGCAGAACGUGCGCACGCUGUCGCUGAUCGCCUGCACGUUCACGUACCUGCUGGUGGGCGCCGCCGUGUUCGACGCGCUGGAGUCGGACCAGGAGCUGCGGGAGAAGGAGACGCUGGACGGCGAGGAGCGGCGGCUGCAGGGCAAGUACAACAUCAGCGCGGAGGAUUACCGGCGGCUGGAGAGCCUGAUCCUGGAGGCCGAGCCGCACCGCGCCGGCGUGCAGUGGAGGUUCGCGGGCUCCUUCUACUUCGCCAUCACGGUCAUCACAACCAUCGGCUACGGCCACGCGGCGCCGGGCACCGACGCCGGGAAGGCGUUCUGCAUGUUCUACGCCGUGCUGGGGAUCCCGCUCACGCUCGUCAUGUUCCAGAGCCUGGGCGAGCGCAUGAACACCUUCGUCAAGCACCUGCUGAAGCGCAUCAAGAAGUGCUGCGGCGCUAGCGUCACCGACGUGUCCAUGGAGAACAUGGUGACCGUCGGCUUCUUCUCCUGCGUGGGCACGCUGUGCGUCGGCGCCGCCGCCUUCUCGCACUACGAGGACUGGAGCUUCUUCCAGUCGUACUACUACUGCUUCAUCACGCUCACCACCAUCGGCUUCGGCGACUUCGUGGCGCUGCAGAAGAACCGCGCGCUGCAGAAGCGGCCGCUGUACGUGGCCUUUAGCUUCAUGUACAUCCUGGUGGGGCUAACGGUCAUCGGCGCCUUCCUCAACCUGGUCGUGCUGCGGUUCCUCACCAUGAACAGCGAGGACGAGCGGCGCGACGCCGAGGAGCGCGCCUCGUUAGCCGCCGGAAACCGCAACAGCGUGAUCAUCCACGUCCAGGACGAGCGCGAGCCGUUCCGGCCGGAGAAGAAGUCCGACCUGGAGUCGGUGUGUUCCUGCCUGCACUACCACUCCCACGAGCUAGGGGGCCCUGCGCUAGGGGCGCUAGGGGGGCUAGGGGGGCUAGCCGGCCCCGCGCUAGGCCCGGGCCGCCCCUUCUCCCACCAGAACUCCGUCAGCUCGCAGUACUUUCACUACCGGAUCGAGGAGAUCUCGCCCAGCACCUUGAAGAACAGCUUUUUCUUCCCGUCGCCCGUUAGCUCCGUUUCUCCGGGGCUACGUAGCUUCGCCGACGACUACCAGCUCAUGAGACGCAGGAAGUCCAUCUGA